AUGACCGCCCAGAACUUGUCUUACACGACUUUUUGCUAUUCUUAUCGCACCUGCAGUCUCUCCUUUGCAAUGUUUUUUCGAUCUCUUACACCUAGCUUAGUGGCUCUCAUCGUUGGAUCUUUCUGUCUCGUUGCUUCAAAGAUAAAUGCAUACUCUGUACCCAAGGAAAAAGUAAACUGGUCAAAUCAUCCCUCUGUACCCUCGAAGGACACUCGAGACUCGUCAAAUUAUACUUCUACUCCGCCAUCCAAGGACAGUAAGGGCUCGGCAAAUACUACUACUUUUACACUCCCCCAUGGGCUGGGCACAUUCGAUAUUUUCGGUGAACCUGCUGCCGUGGAAAUGUCAGUAAUCUUGAGGACAGUUUCCACUCUUUCUCUGAAUCAAUUGAUAACAAGAUUUGUUUCUCGCUUUUCGUCUCAUCCCAUGGACACGUUUGCCAUAUAG
This is a messenger RNA of Puccinia triticina, 447 nucleotides long. RefSeq lists its product as uncharacterized. Lineage: Eukaryota; Fungi; Basidiomycota; Pucciniomycetes; Pucciniales; Pucciniaceae. The record is from RefSeq and is a predicted model, not a curated record. Bases 1 to 447 code for a protein of 148 amino acids. The transcript has 2 exons.